CAUAAUAAUUCUUAAAAUAAUUGUAUCGUAUACAAUGGAGGACUUUCUCACAUGGCGGUAAAUCGGCGCGCGCACUUCACUCAAGGUUGAGACAAGGGUAGAAGGCGCUACUAGAGAUGGAGAUUCAGGCAAUCCAUCAAAAUUUGCACUGGGAACCCAAUAACAUACAGAAUGCUAAUUACACUUCUGAUGAAGAUGACUUUGAAAGCGGAAAUAGUACUGCCAAACUGUACGAACGAUCACGUAUCAAAGCUCUUGCAGAUGAACGUGAGGUUGUUCAGAAAAAGACAUUCACAAAAUGGGUGAAUUCCCAUCUUUCGGUUGUAUCUUGUAAUAUCGAAGAUCUAUAUCUGGACUUAAGAGACGGAAAAAUGCUCUUAAAACUUUUGGAAAUCUUAUCUGGUGAACGUUUACCUCGGCCAACAAGGGUAAAAUGCGAAUUCAUUGUUUAGAAAAUGUGGACAAGUCGUUAAAUUUCCUGUGUGAUCAACAUGUUCAUCUGGAAAAUGUUGGCGCUCAUGAUAUUGUUGACGGAAAUGCAAGACUUACUCUAGGACUUAUUUGGACUAUUAUUCUGCGCUUCCAAAUUCAAGAUAUAAUUGUUGAGGAGUAUCAGACAAGUGAAACUCGUUGUGCUAAAGACGCCUUGUUGCUAUGGUGCCAGAUGAAAACAGCAGGUUAUCCUAACGUCAAUGUUCGGAACUUUACGACAAGUUGGCGUGAUGGUUUGGCUUUCAAUGCCUUAAUUCAUAAGCAUCGACCUGAUCUAGUUGAAUAUUCCAAGCUAUCCAAAUCAGAACCUUUAAAGAAUCUUGCUACUGCCUUCAGUGUAGCUGAAGAGAAAUUAAAUCUCCAUCCUCUUUUAGAACCCUCUGAUGUUGCUGUUGAACAGCCCGAUGAAAAGUCUAUUAUUACUUAUGUUGUUACAUACUACCAUUAUUUCAAUAAAAUGAAAGCUGACACUGUGCACUCAAAGAGAAUUGGUAAAGUUGUCAACCAGGCCAUUGAAACUGACGAUAUGAUAAAUCAGUAUGAACAAUUAACCUCCGAUCUUCUUGAUUGGAUUAAAAAGACUAUAACGCUACUGGAUGAUCGUACAUUCGCUAAUUCCCUCUCCGGUGUACAACAUCAGUUGGCAGGCUUUAACACCUACAGGACAGUUGAAAAGCCACCUAAAUUCAGGGAGAAGGGAGGCCUUGAAGUUUUGCUAUUCACUAUUCGAAGUAAAAUGCGAGCAAAUAAUCAAAGACAGUACAAUCCACCUGAGGGAAAAAUGAUAGCUGAUAUAAAUCGUGCUUGGGAAAAGUUGGAAAGUGCUGAGCAUGCACGAGAAUUAGCUGUACGAGAUGAACUUAUACGUCAGGAGAAGUUGGAACAGUUAGCUUCACGUUUCGAUCGUAAAGCUGGUAUGAGAGAAACAUGGCUUACGGAUAAUCAGCGGCUUGUCUUACAAGAGUUCUUUGGUGAUAAUCUUGCAGCUGUUGAGGCUGCAACAAAGAAACAUGAGGCCAUUGAGACAGAUAUAUAUGCUUACGAAGAACGCGUGAAUGCUAUGGUUAAUGUUGCUGAGGAACUUAAGAGGGAAAAUUAUCAUGCCCAUGAAAACAUUCAACUGCGGAGAGAUAAAGUACUCGGUAUGUGGCGUAACCUACUUGAUUCGUUAAGCCUCCGCCGUCAACACUUAGAACUAAGUUUACAAUUACAACAUAUCUUCCAAGAAAUGACCUAUCUGAUGGAUUGGAUCGAUGAAAUAAAGAGCCGUCUCAAAUCUCAAGACUAUGGUAAACACUUGAUGGGUGUUGAAGAUCUCUUGCAAAAGCAUAGUUUACUAGAAGCUGAUAUGCGUGUACUUGGCGGUAGAAUGAACCAAGUUGUUGAUCAAGCGGCUCCAUUCAUUGUUGGCUCCUUCACACCAGAUGUUGGCACAUACAGACCUAUUGAACCAGAAAUUGUUCAAGAACGCACUGAGAAGUUGCGUGCAGCAUACGAUGACUUACAUGAUUUGGCAGAAGCACGUCUCCGUGGCCUUCGUGAUUCACGUGAAAUGUGGCAAUUCUUCUGGGAUAUGGAGGAUGAGAAAGAAUGGAUUAAAGAAAAAAGUCAGCUUAUGUCAAGUCCAGACUUAGGACAUGAUUUAAGUUCAGUAAGUCGUUUGUUGCGUAAACACAAAGCCCUGGAAGAAGAGUGUCAAAUGCAUCGUAUUGUUCUAGAAGAUGCAUUAAAACACGGUGAACAACUUAUUACAGAUGGAAAUCAAGGUGCUGAACAGAUAUCACAGCGUAUCGCUGAAAUGAAUCAACUCUGGGGUCAGUUAGUUGACUUGAUAACGGAACGUAAACAACGCUUAAUUGAAUCACAAGAUUUCUUCCAAUUAAUGGCAGACUGUGAUGAUGCAGAUGUAUGGUUGACUGAUCAGCAGCGAAUUGUUAGUAAUGAAGAUGUUGGGCUUAAACAAGCUACAACAGAAUCCUUAUUGAAAAACAACCAAGAAGUUAUGGAUAAUCUACUUAACUACCAAGAAACUAUAUCUCAACUAAAUCAAGAUGCUGCACGAGUUUCAGACUAUCCUGACAGCGAUGCUACAGCCAUAGCACAACGCCUGGAUGCUGUUGAUCAGCAUUAUGCUCUUGUUAAAGAAUUAUGCAGAUUACGUCAGAAACGUCUCAAUGAUGCUCUUUCAAUGUAUAAGCUAUUUGAUGAUUCUGAUACCGUUCGAACAUGGAUAACUGAGAAGGAGAAACUACUGACCACGUUGGUUCCGAGUGAUGAAAUCGAAGAAUUAGAGGUUAUUCGACAUAGAUUCGAGUGUUUCGAAAAAGAGAUGGCUGGUAAUGCUGAGAAGGUUGGCAAUGUAAAUCUACUCUCCGAAAGAAUGCUUGAUAAAGAUCAUCCAGAUGCUGAAAAGAUAUUAAGACAUCAAGACGAACUCAAUGCAUCAUGGAAUGAAUUGGCAGAUCUUGUUGAUAAACAGAAAAAGCAAUUAGAUUUAUCUUAUCAGUAUAAUCAAUUUUUAAUUGAAAGUGCAGAAACUGCCAAUUGGAUAAAGGAUAAAGCUAAAUUAAUCGAAUCAACUGAUGAAUUAGAUAACAACUUGGAGGGAAUUAUGCAACUUCAACGUCGUCUUGGUGGAUUACAGCGAGAUUUAAAUGCUAUUGAAGCUAAGGUUAAACAUUUGGAUGAACAGGCACAGGAACUCGCUGAAGCUAAACCAGAAACACAGGAUGUUGUUUUAGCUGAAAAAGAGAAAAUUCAUGAAUUAUGGAAUGAACUGAAGGAAAUUGUCAAGGAAAGAGAUGAUCGACUGAAUGAUUCCAGUGAAUUACAACGUUUCCUGCAGGAUCUGGAUCAUUUCCAAAUAUGGCUUCGACGAACACAAAUAACAGUAGCCUCAGAAGAUGUUCCAAAUAACUUAGAGGAAGCUGAAACUCUUUUAGAUCAACAUGAACAAUUGAAAGCAGAAAUUGACGGAUAUGAAAGUGAUUUCCAUCGAUUAAUGGAUUUCGGUCGACGUGUCACUGAAGCUCAAACAGAUGCUCAGUACAUGUUCUUAGCUCAACGAUUAGAUGGCAUUGAAGAAAAUUGGGAGGCUCUACGCAGAAUGCAUGAUAAUCGUACCGUUGCAUUACAAGAAGGUGUUGAAGCUCAAACAUUCUUUAGAGAUGCAUUACAAGCUGAAGUUCUUCUAACAAAAAUGGAGAAGGUUGUAUCUAAGGAAGAGGCUCCCACUUCCUUGGAAAUGGCACAAGAAAAUCUUCGUAAUUUCGAAACCUUCCGUGCUUCUUUAGUGCCAACUGACGAGAAAAUUGAUAAUGUACUUAGUGAUGGUGCAAGAUUAGUUGCACGUGGUACUUUCCCAGCUGAGAAGAUUCAAAAUAAAUGCGAACAAAUUAAACAACGACGAGAUUCUCUGAAGAGACGAGCAGAUGAACAUGGCGAAAAAUUGAAGGAACAAUUACAUCUUCAAGAAUUCUGUCAAGAUGUGGACGAUGCUGAAGAAUGGCUUGCUGAAAAGGCCUUAGUAAUAACAGAACAACCGACGCCACUUGCUCGAAAUAUUGCUGCUUUAUACGGACGAUUCAAAGCAUUUGAAGGGGAACUUGAGGCGAACAAGGACAAAAUUGCUAAAGUUAUCGAGGAAGGAGAAGAGCUUAUUGCUGCUCAUCCUGUUCUCCAAGUACAAGUUGAACCGAAAAUUCACUCAUUACGUAAACAAUGGGAUGAACUCAAUACUACAACAGCUGAUAAAAGUGCAAAAAUGGCCGAUGCUAACCGAGAAACACUAUUUGAUGAAACCGCUAAAUCAAUGCUUACUUGGAUCACUGAAGUCAGCUCACAGAUUGUUACUACUACAGAGGAAGUUACUGAGGAGAUCGGCUUAGUUGAAAUUAAUGAACACCUUAAAGAUCAAGAACGUAAAGAUCAAGAAUUGGCUGCUAAACGUAGAAUGCUUCAGGAUAUGGCGACACAUGCAGAAAAACUCAAAGAACAAUAUCCUGAACGUCGUGAAGAAUUUGAACAAGUUCAUCAAGAAGUUCGUAUUCGACUUACUGAACUAGAAGCUCCAUUAGCUGAUCGACGAGAUCGUCUUAUUAAACAAAAAAGAGUUCGACAAUUCUUACGUGAUAUUGAAGAUGAAAAAGAUUGGAUUAAAGAGAAAUUGGCUCUUAUUGAAGAUUCAAGCAAGCUGGGAAGUUCUCUGUUGGCUACACAACAAUUGAUAAGACGUCAUCGUAUGUUAACCAAUGAAGUGGAUAAUCAUCGUCCACGGAUUGAUGCAGUGUGUCAUGAAGGAGAGCAGAUGAUAGUUGAAGGUCAUCCAAGAAGUGAUCGUUUCCGUGAAGCUAUAGAUGAAUUAUGGGUAUUGUGGGAACAGUUGCAACGUGCAGUAGCUGAAAGACAGCAAAAGCUAGCAGAAAAUGAAGUUGCACAACAAUAUCUGUUUGAUGCUAGCGAAGCUGAAGCUUGGAUGGGAGAGCAAGAGCUUUAUCUGAUGGGUGACGAACGUGCAAAGGAUGAACAAGGUGCUAACAAUGCAAUUAAAAAGCACGAACAACUUCAGAAAACUGUUGAAAAUUAUGCUAGCGAAAUCCGGGCAUUGGGUGAACGUAGUCAAGCUCUACUAGAAGCUAAUCAUCCAGAGUCUGAAGCAGUUGUUGCUAAACAGGCUCGUAUUGACAAGAUGUACGCUGGUUUACGUGAUCUUUGCGGUGAACGCCGAUCAAGAUUAAAUGAAAUUCUCAAGUUGUAUCAUCUACUUCGAGAUAUUUUGGAUCUUGAAGCUUGGAUUGCAGAACGUAUUUUAGUAGCAAGCAGUCAUGAAGUUGGUGCAGAUUAUGAGCAUUGUUGUCUACUUCGAGAACGUUUUGCUGAAUUUUCACGUGAAACAAAUGAACUUGGUAAAUAUCGUAUUAGUGGAGCAAAUGAAUUGUGUAACGCCCUCAUUGGUCAAGGACACAGUGAAGCGGCAGAGAUUGCCAGUUGGAAAGAUCGUGUUAAUGAAGCUUGGGCUGACCUACUUGAACUUAUAGAUACACGUAUUCAAUUAUUGAAGACUGCAUGGGAUUUGCAUAAAUUCUUGGCUGAUUGUCAGGAUGUAUUGGAUCGUAUCGUUGAUAAAGUAAGCAGUAUACCAGAAGAAGUUGGACGUGAUGCUAAAGCUGUGGCUGCACUUCAACGCAAGCAUAACACAUUUGAAUGUGAAUUAGCACGUUUAGGUACUCGAGUGGAAGGCAUCGUUGAAUCAGCAAAUGGUUUACUGCCAUCUUAUGCUGCAGAUAAAGAGCGCCUUAUAUGCGAUCGUCGAGAUGAAGUUAUUCACGCUUGGCGACAAUUACAGUGUGCUACUGAACAACGUAAAGCCCACUUACAUGAUGCUUCUGAUGUUCAUCGUUUCUUCUCUAUGGUACGUGAACUUCGUCUAUGGAUGGAUACUAUUCGUACUGAAAUGACUACAAAAGAGAAGCCAAGGGAUGUAUCUGGAGUUGAAUUAUUAAUGAAUAGUCAUCGAAGUCUGAUGGCUGAAAUUGAUGCUCGAGAGGAGAAUUUCAGCAUUUGCCUAAGUCUAGGCCGUACACUGUUGAAUCGUCGACAUCCGCGAGAAGAAGAAGUUAGAGAAAAAUGUAUACAGCUUGUUACUGAGAAAAUUUUACUCAACGAUCAAUGGGCAGAACGAUGGGAAACAUUAGGUCUUCUCUUGGAAGUUUAUCAAUUUGCUCGAGAUGCUGAAAUUGCGGAUACUUGGCUUAUGUCUCAAGAAGCUUAUCUUAAUAAUACUGAUUUAGGCGAAACAUUGGAUGAAACUUUAGCACUGUUAAAGAAGCACUUUGCAUUCGAACGUGCAGCGGCUACUCAAGAAGAGCGUUUCCGAGAUCUUGAAAAGCUUACAACUCUUGAAUUAAAGGCACGUGAACGAACUCCAGAAACGGAAGCAGCUAAACGUCUUGAAAAGGAAAGAAAGAUAGCUGAAGCCAUUAAAGAAUUCCAACCACCUCCUCCCCCAGUAUCAGUGCCUAUACCUACACCUGUUUCAGAAGCUGAAAAACGCUCUGUAGACAUUAGAGAUUCUGAACAUGUUAGUCGACCUGCUGCUGUAACAACACCACGACAUGGACGAGUAAGUUCUGAAGUCGGUAGACCUUCAGCACGUGAUUUCGAAGGUGUCUUAACGCGUAAACAUGAAUGGGAGACAGGUACAAAGAAGGCUUCUUCUCGUUCAUGGCAUGAGUUAUAUUUUGUUCUGUCAUCAAGUUCAUGUACACUUUCAGCCUAUAAAGAACAAAAACACGCCAAAGAAAGACCUGGAGAUUUAUACCGUCAUGAACUUCCUGUCAGUUUAGUUGGCGCUUCUGCUGCACCAGCUUAUAACUAUGCUAAACGUCGUUUUGUUUUCCGUCUUAAACUUUCGAAUGGUGGUGAAUCUCUGUUUCAAGCUCAUUCAGAAGAAGAAAUGCAUAAUUGGGUGCAGGCUAUUAACGCAGUAGCAGCUAGUGCUGGUGGUGGACAACCAAUGGAACCGUCUUCUUCUGCUGCUGGUGGACGAGCAGCUACUCUUCCAUCUGGAGUUGCUCCUGAACCUCAAGGUACAAGUAGCUCUUCUGCCACUGGAAAGAAGAAAUUCUUUACUUUAGGUCGUAAGAAGUAAUAUGUCUGUGUGUGUGUGUAUGGUCACCAUCUGCAAAUAGACUUGAAUUCCAUAUUUCUGACUUCGUAAAUUUCGUCAACUACCCAUUUUUAUAUUAUAUAAUAUCCAGUCUUAUUACUAUUAUUCUAGUUUAUAAUAACUCCCCAUUGAUUAAUUUUGCUUGUGUGUUCACCACUAUCGUGUUGUUGUUAAUGCAAAAGAAAAGCUGUUUGUUUUCCCAACACGAGUGGGUGCACAAACCGGCCAGCCCCACUACUACUACUUCUCCUCCUCCUAUUUUCGCUCUAAGUGCGUGCGCCAGCGCAUUUUCGUUUUUGGAAAAUUUCCAAAAAACCGUGCCACCACUGUUUUUUGUUUCUCUAAAGUCACUUGGUUUUUUGGCUCUUUUCUCGCAUAAAUAAGCGCAGAUUUUGCCUCCGGUUUUCAUGCCAACAAACAAACAGUACAAUACAGACAGACUCACACAGAUGUCUUCUCUCCAAAAAUCACGUUCUUCUCUGGGGGGUGUUUUCGUGUCCUGCGGAAGGUAUUAAUUAUCUCCCUCCCCGCGCUCUCGCUCUGUCUCUCUCUACAUCAAAACCUCAAAUGAAAUUAUUAAUAAUAAUCCUCAGUUUUAGGAUAUUAUUAUUAUUAUUGCCACUAUUACUACUAUUAUUGUUAUUACUGCUAUUGUUAUUCUAUUUUAUAUUUUGUAAAGUUACUCCAAUAAUAAUAAUCAUUGAUGAGUUAGUUUAUUCUUCCGUUCGUUUGUUUGUUUUCUUGAUUCUUGGUUAAUCUGUUUAAGCUCUUAAUUAUUAAACAUUAUAAAUAUAUAAACUAUACACACGCUUACACAUACCUAUGAACAAAUAUCAAGCAACUUGUGAAUUUAUCAAUUUUCUAUAAUAAAAAAAAGAAGUAAUAAACAGUGUAUCGUUUGCAUUUCGCUUAUAAUUCUGUUGUCUCUGUAUGCUCUUUUACUGUGUUUCUCCUAAAUUGCUUGAGAAAACAAAAUAUAUAAUUUCGGCUAGUUUUUUUUCUACUGCGCUUUCUCGUUCUAGUUCCCCUGUUCUCAACUAUAUACACGUGCAUAUAUACAUGCAUGUGUGUGUGUAUGUUUCCGCCCCUGCUUGUCCAACAUUUACACUGAUCACUGAAGAAAGUGCAGAGAAAGUCUUAAUUUGCACACUAUCGACCACAUUUUGUCACAUAAUCCGUGGAACUGUCAAUUUCUCGCCUUGCUGCUGAAUAAUAUUAUCUUUGUUUCGUUGUUUUAUUUUUGUUUAAAAAAAUCCGCUUUCUGCAUUGCUUUCUAUGCGGUUGGUGUGUAGAAACAACAGUUAUGGUGAGUGUGUAUAAUAAUAAUAUAUAUGUAGUCUUCACAGUUAUUGAAACUGUCUACCAUAUACGGUAAUGACAAUCAACAUGCUGGAGAAAAGUAAGCCGAAGAAUAAUUGCCAGAGUCCUUUUACGAUUAAUUAGGCUGAAGGGAAGGACUCCUCAUCUUACUACACAAUAAGUCUUGUUGGUGUUGUUGUUGUCGUUCUUGUCGACGACGAUGAUUUCGUCCAUCUUGCUAUUGCCUUUCUGUUUUUGUGUUUCUCCUCUUCUCCACUUUUUUUUGUCGUACGCUUGGUCUUAAAUCAAUUUUGUUACUUGUUAUUGUUUUACACUAAAUUAAUUGACGAAUUCACUAACUAAUGGAUGAAUUAAUUAAAAGCGAGCUAUACAAAAUAAAUGCGUAUAGUUAAUUUUCUUUUCGAUGAAACAUUGUCUAUUGCUCUUUGUUGUCGUUGUCCUGUCUUUCUUUAAACUGUUUCUGCUGCAUAUUACAGAUUCACAACAGUUUAAUAUUAUUCAUAGGGUGAUCCAUCUACUUCCAAGAUGUACUGCUCAAUAUGAAUUGUAGAAUCAUUGUUAAAAGACAAGUGGGGUGGAAACUAACGAGUACCGGAAAAGUGUGUCAUUUUGGUAGAACUAUUUCUCAGCAAUACACUUCCACUUUAUGAUCGAGUAAAUCUGUAGCUUUCAAGUGAAUGAUAAUUCUUUGUGUAGUUGUGUUCUCUGACCUCUUCCUAGACUAAAUCUUCAGUGGUGGGAUCCAGGUCAUGUGUUUCUUCCUGUCUAAGAAUCAUCAGCUGCAUAUCCCGUAUCCUCAUUUGAGUGACAGUAUGCUCCUACAGAAGCUGUAGUUUAACAACGAUAUUUUCAAGAUGUGAAGGCCUAACUGAUAUACACCACUAACCCAAGAGAUCCUAUUUUUUUUCUGGCCCCACCUCUCACUUUUGAUGAAAUCGCAAUUGAUCGAAGUAUGAUUUCUGUCUUCCAGAAAUAACCACAAUUAACUAAAUCACAGUAUGUUUGAAGUGCCCGUACUAAAAGCCGAAAUGGGAACAGAGCUCGACUAUUUCUGUGCAAUAGAAUACAUUAUUUGGAUAUUGAAAAUUUUGAAUUUCAACAAAUAAUUACACUCAAAUGUUUGCUUCUAGAGAUUUUAUCGGUUUCAAACUGAUUACGGAUCGAUAUCAGUUAGAGGACAGCUGUUUCGUCUUGGCCUAGGACUCUCUGGCACCCAUUACCCCACAAGCGAUUCGCUUCGUUUCCCAUUCAGUCACUGGAGCGCGGGAUCCAACAUCCCUUUGAUUUAAACUUCUGAUUCUCGAUUCUUAGCGCCACCAAAUAAGGAUGAAACAGUUGUCCUUUACUCCUGGCUUUCAAUGAUUCUCCAGUGAUGUCCGUCAUCAAGCUUGAAACCAAAUAAUUUCUCAUUUUGUUCAUUGUUUGAUAGUCAAUCGAACACCUUUUGUGGUAUCGAAAGUGAUAAACAAAUAUGCAACUUCAAUAACUUGUAACACCGUAUCAAUAAUUGAUGUAGAAGAAAUUGUUUCAGUUGAACUACUCUGAAUUUUUAGCUUCCC
Molecule: messenger RNA, 10038 nt
Organism: Trichobilharzia regenti
Lineage: Eukaryota; Metazoa; Platyhelminthes; Trematoda; Strigeidida; Schistosomatidae
Source: the annotation of a GenBank genome assembly